Misgurnus anguillicaudatus (oriental weatherfish) is the source of this 2015-nucleotide messenger RNA. Lineage: Eukaryota; Metazoa; Chordata; Actinopteri; Cypriniformes; Cobitidae. The record is from RefSeq and is a predicted model, not a curated record.
AUAACGGACGCACAUAACGCUCGAGGCUGCAUGACGUAAAGAGUUUAGGGAGAAUGCAUAAAGGCUUGUUAAAGCGUUAAGCAUGCAUCCCGAGGGAAACUUAUUACGCAUAAAAGUAACAGAUAUCUAUCUUAAGACAUUUGGUGCUGCAUAGAAAUGCGGCGUUUCUCUGUUUUUUACGACUUGAAACGUGUUAAAUAAAUAUUCGCUUCACUAUCCACAAGAUGGCGCCAAUACACAUGUAAAACUGAUCCGUGUAUAACUGCGUCCGGUCAACUUUGAAGCUCCUGAAGGACUUCAUAUUUGAUCUUCAAUGCAGGGGCGGAGCCUGACAUUGUAGACAUUUGAGGGCUUAGCCCAAAUCUAGGGGCUCCUACUGAUAUUUUUUCUCCAUUUACGGCAGCUUUGUAAACAAUUUUUUAAUCUAAGUGUUCUCUGUAUCAUUUUGAAACUGUAACAUAACAAAUUUUGACAAUGACACUUUAACUUCUCUUAUCCAAAAAUAAGAUAAGUAUGUUUGCUGUAAUCCAGUAACUAUGACAGAGAGAUUGAGAAGAAAAACAACAACAGAGAAGACACUGAAAAUGUUGAGCCUUCUGAGAGUCAGUUCAAAGUUGCCAGAAAGCAACUUGUGUGACGUCAUGAGCUAGGUCGAUGCUGGCACCCAGUGGAUGAAUGUGGUAAUACCUGGAAAGUUCAUGAACUUGCUAGUGCUGAUAAACAGGCAGUAUAAAGCUGAGAGACUCACAGCACUCGAGUCAAACCUAAACACACAACCAGAGAGAGACACAGAGAGAUUGAGAAGCAAAACAACAACAGAGAAGACACUGAAAAUGUUGAGCCUGCAUGGAUUUCAGCCUUCCCUCCUCACUCCAUUCAUGAGGAUUCACUGGCCAGUCUGCAGUUUGUGGCCGGAGAUCGAACCCCUUUACAGACACACUGACCUACUGCAGGAGAUGGAGAAACUUCAGCACAAGAUCUCUGAGGAGAUCCAGCAAAUGUCAAACUCUGAGGAGAUCCAGCCGCUCACCUGUACAGUGCAGGAGAAAGAGGGAAGUGGCUUUGCUUUGACACUGGACACUAAAGACUUUUCCCCAGAAGAACUGUCAGUCAAACAGGUGGGCAGGAAGCUGCAGGUGAGUGGAAAGACAGAGAAGAAGCAUGAGGAUGGGAAAGACUCGUACUUGUACAGAAUCCAAGAGUUCAGACGUGUGUUUGAUCUGCCUGAAGGAGUGAAUCCUGAGACAGUGACCUGCUCCAUGACUGAUGGAAAGCUCUACAUACAGGCAUCAGUCAAUCAGAUAUCUGAAACACCUGAGAGGAUGCUGCACAUUCACUGCCCUCAAACUGUGAAGACAACACAGACAGAGACUGAAAAGAUUCAAAACAACACCACUGAAACACACAAGACUGAUCAGCAAUCUUAAAAACUCUCAACAGAAGAUCAACUCAACAGAUUUGGACUUUGUAAGGCAAUAUAUGAGAUGAACUUUAUCUUUAUAUAAUGUCUUGUAAAAAUUAUUUGUACUCUUUAAUGUGUAAUAUUAUUUAGUAUUUUUUUAUAGUAUUUUUUCACAAUAUGUUAUGUUUAAAAUUAUUAUUAUAUAUUUAUUAUUAUUAUUAUUAUUAAAAGCAAAACUAAGAAGUAAAAAGACUUUUUAAAAGUAUUAAAUAAACCUUCACACUGAAGACAAUGUAGCUGACAGACAAUACAUUUAUUCAUGUUUUGAAUGAUUUUUCUGCGUUUCAUUCCUGUGCUUGCUAUAAUAAACGAUUAUACAGUGAUAUAAUGUUGAUAUAAUUAAAAUUAAACAAAUGGGUAAUUGUUUGUUUAGGAGUAGAAAAUUAUAAAUAUACAGUUGGCAACUAUCACUUCGUCAACGUUAAAUUUGCUAUCCAACUAAAGAUGCAAAAUAGUUUUAACGGUAAAAUAAAUGAAACUUAAUUGAUAGUCCAUAUUCACAUCCUGAUUAUUGUCCAUCUAGAGUUAAUGUCCUAUUGCUAAAAAUGCAAAG